Molecule: messenger RNA, 1418 nt
Organism: Oncorhynchus nerka (sockeye salmon)
Lineage: Eukaryota; Metazoa; Chordata; Actinopteri; Salmoniformes; Salmonidae
Gene: cskmt
Product: citrate synthase lysine methyltransferase
Exons: 2
Coding region: 263-919 (218 amino acids)
Source: RefSeq, a predicted model, not a curated record
UUGAUGCAAACUAACGCAUGGCUUUUUAAUGCUAGCUAAUAGUUGACCUCUAUGGUGGCUGCAAGCUAGCUAGCUAGCUUACUUGCUAUAUACAGCUAGACAGUGGCUUGCUCUCUAUUGAUUCAUUGAUUUUGGGUGGCAGGUUGGACUAGUAACUGAAAGGUUGCUGGGUCGAAUCCCCGAGCUGACUAUGUAAAAAUCUGUUGUUCUGCCCCUGAACAAGGCAGUUAACCCACUGCUCCCCGCUGAACUUAUCAACAACAUGGACAAGAAAGCAACAUGGGACCGGUUCUACACAGAAAACAGCAAGGCAACCAACUUCAAGAAUUUUGAGUGGUUCUUUGGUUUCGACGCAAUCCGGGACUUCAUCUUGCCUAUGCUGCAUUCACAGCACAACUCUGAUGCCCUACAUGUUCUGGACAUGGGUUGUGGUACCUCUGCCCUGGGACCCUGCAUAUACAGAUACUCUCCCUGGCCAGUGCAGGUGACCUGUGCUGACAUCUCCGCUAUCGCGGUGCGCCUUAUGCAGGAACACACAGAAACCAAAGCCCUGCAACCUCAGAACACUUCCUCUAAGCUGGACUUCUUAGAACUGGACUGCACUCAUCUCCACAAACACUUUGGUUCUGAGAGCCUAGACCUCAUUCUAGACAAGGGCACCAUAGAUGCCUUGCUAAGGUCGAGGGAAGGUGGAGCCAAGGCCAGUCAAGUGCUUAAGCAGUGCCUAAAGGUUUUGAGGGACUCUGGGUCUCUCCUUCAGUUCUCAGAUGAGGACCCUGAUGCCAGAAUGUUGUGGCUGGAGAAAGAGGGCCAGGAGCUGGGGAGGAUGGUUGCCGAUGUGGGGGUGCAGGAGGUGGGAGAGUUAAGGGGAGUAACUUAUUACUGCUACCAAGUUACAGCUCAUCCUGUAGCACAGUAGAUAGUUGUUUGUGUAUGUCUGUGUAUUCAGGGAGUGAACAUAUUUGAUGUGACUGUAAUAAAUAAUUCAUUUCUUGAUACAACUGACCAACUUUUAUCUAGACAAAAGAUGUACACACAUUUCUUUCUUUGUCUACACACGAUAUGAACAGAGGUCUUGUGAAGAGCUGCCCAACUAUACUAUAGAACAAUUACUGUAGACUUGACAUUUUAUUCAGAAGGACAGUUCACAGUGCAAGUUUACAUUUCCAAGGCCUAUAUGUAUUAAGGAAAGCAAUUUAACAUUUGUCAAAGGUAAAAUGUUUACAUAUGUUACAUGGUCAGUACUGGAAUUUUUUUCUAAUUCAUGGUUUAACCCUUUUCUUAUACAUUAAUGAGUUAUCCCUUUUUAUAAUGAUUUAUAAAUUCAUUAAAACAUUUAUCACAGGUUAAAAAUAAGCAAUAGUUGUGUGAAAAUCUCAUAAGAAAAGAAAAUGAAAGACCUGGUCCGUUAGUUUAUG